AUGGGCGUCUUGGACUGGAUCGGCCUUGGCGCAGAGAGCGACCUCGCGCGCGCGUCCUUUGCCGGCGACAAGAGCUACGUCAAGCGGCUCCUCGACCAAGGCGUGAGCCCCGACAGCGUCCGCCAGGGCUGCAACGCACUCUACUUGGCAAUUACAACCGAGAACACCGCCAUGGUGACGCUGCUGCUUGACGCUGGUGCCGACGCCAACGCCCGCACCUGGUUUGGCCGACCACCGCUCGUCGCCGCCGUUCGCAACUGCCAUGCUGCGAUCGUAGAGCUUCUUCUCGUCGCUGGCGCAGCCCCCGAUGCUUGCGACAAGUCGCGGAUGCCACCGCUAGUUCUGGCAACCGCCGCGGGGGAUGCUGCCAUCGUCGAGCUCCUUCUGUGCGCUGGCGCCAACGUCGCCCAUACGUCGCCGAAAGGACAGUCGGCGCUGUACGUGGCUGCCGAGCGAGGAUACGACGAUGUCGUUGCGCUUCUCCUGCCUCGCGUUCAAGCGACGACGCAGUCGUUGGCGGACGCCAUGGUCAUUGCGGCAACCAACGGACGCACCGCCGUCAUCGAGUGCUUCCUGGCGACGCAUGCGCUUUCGACGCAGGACGAUGCGGAAGCCUUGUUGGCAGCCGCCGCCGCCGGCCAUGAAACGAUCGUGCGCCGCUUGCUCUCGUUUGGCGUCCCUAUCGACUCGACCGACGCGAAAGGGAAGACCGCGCUGCUCUUGGCCGCCGAGUAUGGGCGCCUCUCAGUUCUGACCGUCUUAUUGGACGCCGGCGCCAGCGUCAACCAGCUCGACACGUUUGGCGAGUCGUCGCUCUAUGUCGCUGCCCGGGGGGGUCAUGUCCCAGUCGUCACACGCCUGCUAUCGACCAAGCCGGACCUCAACAAGCACAACAAGAACGGCGUGUCGGCGCUCGUGGUGGCCAUCGCCAAGGGCCACGGCGAGAUUGUGCGGCAGCUGCUUCUCGCCGGCGCCUCUCUCGCGCCUUCGCGCCUC
Molecule: messenger RNA, 996 nt
Organism: Saprolegnia parasitica CBS 223.65
Lineage: Eukaryota; Oomycota; Saprolegniomycetes; Saprolegniales; Saprolegniaceae
Exons: 11
Molecular function (GO): protein binding
Source: RefSeq, a predicted model, not a curated record